Messenger RNA from Octopus sinensis (East Asian common octopus), 2969 nucleotides. RefSeq names its product tRNA (cytosine(72)-C(5))-methyltransferase NSUN6-like. Gene Ontology annotation, molecular function: RNA binding; methyltransferase activity. The coding region runs from base 477 to 1886 and encodes 469 amino acids. The record is from RefSeq and is a predicted model, not a curated record. The transcript has a single exon. Gene Ontology annotation, biological process: RNA methylation. NCBI's taxonomy places the organism in Eukaryota, Metazoa, Mollusca, Cephalopoda, Octopoda, Octopodidae.
AUAUUUACAUAACUCCUAGUAUCAACCGUCUGACAACUGAUUUGAAACCGAAUCUUUGUGUUCACUAUUGUCUUUCUUGAUGUUUGUCUGUGUGCGUGCAUGUGUACAUAUGCCUUUUCUCUCUCUAUUGCCAGCUUCUAAGACUCGUAUUUCAUUCCAUAUCGUACUUGCUAGGCAAGUGGUUUGAUUCUGAAAACCAUUUGCUGAAAACGAAAACAAUUUCUGCGUGGAGGACAUAUUAGUCAUUAAAAAACACAGCAAAACUGUUAACUUAAACAUUCAUUCCUUGGUUGAAGUUAACAGUUUUUCGUGUGUUAGUUUCUUUCUUUUUUUUUUUUUUAUUUGCAAUGGCUAAUGGGUCUUCCACGCUAUAAUUGUUUCAUCGUGUUUAUAUAUAAAUAUCCAGGGUAAAACAAAUCUUACAGGGGACUUUAUUUAAUAAGACACCGGUUUCACUAUUCGGUGUUGAGUGAAACAUGGAGAGGAAUGAACAAACUGCAGAUGAUUGUCUCCCACCUCAAAUUAAAUUGAAUAGUGAAGUUCUGGAAUACCUGAAGACAGAAUCUCUGAAUUUCCCCAAGUCUAUUGAAAGUGACAGAGACAGAUGUGAGAAAGAAAUUUGUCGUAUACUCUCUCUUCUUCCAAUCCCGCCUCUCUUUACUGUCGUACGUGUAAACACCCUCCAACAGGACCCCGAAUCUCUACUCGCCCUCCUCAAAGAACAGUUGAUAGACAACCACAGAAAAAGAGCCGUGCAACUGGCUGAGCCUUUCUUCCACCCUCUCAUGCCCGAUGUUGUGAUAAUACCUAAUGCCGGGCCAGUUCAGUCGAUCGAGAGACGAGAAGACCAAAUAGUUGUUGACCACAUGUGUGGUAUGUCGGUACUAAGGGGAUCUGAAGUGUUCGUUCAGGGGAUCAUUGGUGCUCCUUUGGAUAUGACUCGUGGGGACAUUGUUUCGCUGUAUGUCGAUAUGGAAGGAUCUUGUCUUCGCGGACAAACACAGCCUUUGAAGGGGGAGAAAAUUUUUCUCGGGAACGGCGUUGCCCUCGUCAGUCGCAAUCAGAUCUUCCGCGACUCGUCGCCCGAUCAUGUAUUAUCAGGAGUCGGUGUAUCGGUAACGAAUGCUCUGUAUUCAGCUCCAAGACUUGACAAUUUAACCUCAGAUUUGAUAUUUGCCCAAAAUCUUCCCUCGGCCGUUUGUAGCUACGUGCUGAACCCUCAGCCAAACGAUACUGUCCUCGAUAUGUGUGCCGCUCCAGGGGGCAAAACCACUCAUAUUGCCACACUGAUGAGAAACAAAGGCCGCCUGGUGGCGAUAGAUCGCACUAAACUCAAAGUAGAGCGCCUAACCUCUUUAGUGUCUUGCUGGGGUCUAACAUGUGUUGAGGUUUAUACAUUUGAUUCCACAAAAUCACUUCAAGAUUCAGCUGAAGCAACCAAAGGUCCUCCCUACCCUCCGGGAACCUUUGACCGGAUUCUGCUUGAUGCUCCGUGCAGUGCUCUCGGCCAGAGACCGUCGUGUUGUAACAAAAUGGGUUUAUCGUGGCUGAAGUCUUUCCCCAUGUAUCAACGUAAACUACUUCGACAAGCCGUCGGACUGUUAAAAGUCGGUGGUACUUUGGUAUACAGUACUUGCACCAUAACUUUAGCAGAAAAUGAAGAACAAGUGGCUUGGGUUCUGGCUACCUUCCCUCAGCUCGUCCUCACUGCACAGGAGCCUCAUAUUGGAGAUACUGGUUUAGUAGGUUCUUCCCUAUCACCAGAACAUCUGAAGUUAGUUCAUCGGUUUAAACCAGACGUUUCAGGUGAUAGCAAAGACGCCUUUAACAGAGACACAAUCGGGUUUUUUAUUGCCAAAUUCAUUAAAGUGGAAAAUGUCAAAUAACCCGAGAAUUUAAUUGCUUGGACUAAUUAAUAUCAUCUUUAGAAAUGAAAUAUUUCAAAUAUAUGUAUAUUUACGUCUACAUCAAAACCUGUCACGUUCAGAACCCAAAGAAGUAAAUGACCAGAGAUGCCUGGAGGAUUAAUUCACUCAGAUAUACAAGUGGUGUGAAACUUUUGUUUAUAUAUUUAAGGGACGCAACGUAUUAACUGCAAUAAGGCCGCCUCAAAGAAAACUUUAUUAAAAUAUACAGGGAAAGGUAAUUACUUGUCAAAAAUCCCAAGCCAGAAUGAAACCUGGACAUUAAAAGAUGAUGUUAUAUAUAUAUAUAUAUAUAUAUAUACACAUACAUACAGUAUUAAUCAUCCCAUAAUGCAGUUUUUUCAAUUACAUGAACUAAAAGUGAGAGUGGGGUAGCAUAAACUACCAGCAGCAACUUGCUAUAAAAGCAGGUAGUAAUUUUACCUUGUACUGAUUCUUGGUGCAAAUUUUGAAGAGUGCUGUACGAUUUUAGCAGUUAUUUUUUCAAAGCUAUAAUGGAAGUAACAAAGGAGCAUAUUUGGCAUAUUUUGCUUUAUGAGUUCAAUAAUGGUAACAACGCAACGAAGAAUGCAAGGAAUAUUAAUGCAGUAUAUGGGACCUAACAAUAAGUGUAAGCCAGUGUCAAAAAUUCUGAUCUGGAAACUACAGCCUAGAAGACGAGCCUCAUCCUGUAGAGCUUGAUGAAGACGUCCUGCAAACCCUGGUGGAACAAAAUCCCAUUGUAACUGUUGAGAAACUGGCAGAGAAGCUUGGAUUUGGUCAGUCAACCAUUCAUCAACACCUGCAUGCCAUUGGAAGUUGAGUAGUAAUUCAAAGUGACUAUCAUGUCACUUGUUGUAUCAUGCUGAUUUUCCCUGAGAAAUUCAUUAAGUGUAUAUGUAUCUGUGGAAUACUCAACCAUUUACCAAUUCAACAAACUGUUCUGUAUAUCAGACAUUUGGAACAAUCAUCAUCAAAACUGGCAGAAAUCCCUUUUGUCCCCCUGCCAUCAAUACAUAAUACCAUUUGAUAAUCAUCAAAACUAUAUUUUUUAAAGCAAAAAUC